This is a messenger RNA of Physella acuta, 1070 nucleotides long. RefSeq lists its product as uncharacterized. The record is from RefSeq and is a predicted model, not a curated record. NCBI's taxonomy places the organism in Eukaryota, Metazoa, Mollusca, Gastropoda, Physidae.
AUUUAUGUUUCCCCAGGUUUUUUUUAGCAAUGGCUAUAACAUGAACCAUCAUCAUGGCUGCAGUCUAUAAAAGUUUAGUCUGGACUUUACUCAUUUUGCUGGUUCUGGCGCAGCUGUGUGAAAAUGUUACAGAGUAUGCCUUCAAACGCUACACAUACAGGAAGAAAAGAGAUGACAAGCGCUACAAGUCGGCCAGGCAGCGCUGUGAAAUGGGGGCUGAAUGCCAGGGCCUCUGGGGCGUUAAACACACAAACUGUAUCAGAAUGUGCAUGUCUGAUUUUUGUUACAGAGAACUGUAUGGAGAAGAUGAGCUUGAGGAGGGGGAAAUUGAUGUCAGAUUAAACUCAUUUAAAGGCUGUCUCAGCCAAGUUAAAAUGGAGGACUUCUAACUCCUAAGCUGCUCAAGAAAAAUAGUAUGUACAGAGCAAUGAUAGUUCCUACAAUAUAUCUGAUCACUGCCCAGAUGAACUUAAAAUAUGUUCUGACAUCUCUUGAUUCAUGGAUUACCUUCAGCAGGAUUAAAUGUUCUCUCUUAAUGUUACUUUGUCAAUGUUACACAAGGCAGUAGGUUUGAUUAUCAAUGUUCAGAAGAUUUGACAGGAAAAAAAUUCCUUUUUCUUAAAAUCUCCUGUGGUAUUUCAAAUGGAAGAAAAACAGAAUAUGUGAUUUUAGCAAGUUGAAAUUUGUUAGAGUGAAAAAAAUUGAAUGAAAAGCCUUGCUGGUUAUUGAAAAUAAUUUCAACAGUGGACUGUUUAUUUAUAUUAUUUUAAACUUAUCCUAUAAAUGUUAGGAUAAUAAGAUAUUUUAUUAAAAUUUUGCUGAUUUUGAGUUGUCUAAAAUUUGUAUUCAAAUAUAAAUGGUCUGUUAUAAUAUUUACAUUUUCUUACUGUAAGAGUUUUCUUCUUGUCAGUGUAAUGAAUGAAUAUCAACUCUAAAUUUUAAAUAUAAUGUAUGUUUUGACUUUUAUAUCAAUAAUUAAGAUGUCAUUUUAAAAAAAACAACUCUUUUUUUGUCCAUUAUCUCAGUAAGAAUAAAAAAAAAGUUUGUUCAGUAUUGGUUUAAACUUUAAA